Messenger RNA from Patiria miniata (bat star), 3466 nucleotides. RefSeq names its product rho GTPase-activating protein 26-like. The transcript has 21 exons. Gene Ontology annotation, biological process: signal transduction. Bases 206 to 3016 code for a protein of 936 amino acids. Gene Ontology annotation, molecular function: GTPase activator activity; protein binding. Gene Ontology annotation, cellular component: cytoplasm. Lineage: Eukaryota; Metazoa; Echinodermata; Asteroidea; Valvatida; Asterinidae. The record is from RefSeq and is a predicted model, not a curated record.
GCAAGCGCAGUGGUAUCUCUCGCCAUAUUGGGAAAAAUGGGCUGGGACGAGUGAAUUUGCUGUCAUUGAUGAAACCUUUAAGCCGGUCGUAACCCUUUUUUCCAAGCGAAUUGACGCAGGAUAUCUCUAUAAAAUACUGCCCACAGCAUGCCACGUACUGUGUGAACUUUUCUAGAUCGAGAAAGGGUCCUGUUUUGCCGCCAACAUGGUGCUUCAACCGCUGGAAUUUAGCGAGUGCUACCUGGACAGUCCAGAAUUUCGGGAAAGUUUACACUCGCACGAAAAUGAACUGGAACACACGAACAAGGCGAUCAAGGAGUUGAUACGAGAUGGAAAAGCGCUGUUGGCUGCCGCCAGAAAUUUAUCGAAAGCGCAGAGGUCGUUUUCGGAUACGCUCAUCAGUUUCAACUUUGAGUGCAUCGGGAUGUCGCAGACAGAUGACGAAAUUGACAUUUCACAAUCUCUGAAGGAGUUCGGAAGGCUUAUUGCAUCAAUAGAAGAUGAGCGAGAUCGCAUGCUGGAACAUGCCAAGGAUCGCCUCAUUACACCGCUAGAAGUCUUCCGCAAGGAGCAGAUUGGCUCGGCAAAGGAAGCCAAGAAACAGUUUGAGAAGCAGACGGAGAAAUUCUGCAAGUCGCUGGACAGUCACGUGGGUCUCACGACAAAGAAAAAAGAGACCUCGCUACAGGAGGCUGAUGCAGCCCUGGAGUUGGAGAGGAGGGACUUCCACCGGGAGUCCCUGAUGUACGCCCGCAUCCUGCAAGAAGUCCAGGAGAAGAAGAAGUUUGAGUUUGUGGAGACGUUACUGGGCUUCAUGUACAGCUGGUUGACAUUCUACCAUCAAGGUCAUGAGGUGGCUAGGGAUUUCAAACCAUACAUGACAGAGCUACAGUACAAGCUACAGAAUAUCCGGACGGGGUUCGACAUGACAAAGCAAGAGGCGGAGACCCUGAUGAAUAAGAUGAUGGAGGUGAGGAAACCCCAUGAACAGCUCAAGUCCAACAAAGUUCAAGAAGGCUACCUGUACCUCUAUGAGAAAAGGGCGAUCGGUUCCAACUGGGUCAAGCAUUACUGCCGUUACUACAAAGACUCCAAGAAUCUCAAGUUGAUUCCUUUCGUCCAGACACUGCCUAAGCCAACGACAGAAGAUCAAGUCACCGUCACAAGCUGCACAAGACGAAUGACAGACUCCAUCGAGAAGCGCUUCUGCUUCGACAUCACCUGCAUGGAAAAGCCUCACAUAGUAACGUUACAAGCAAUCUCCGACAGAGAACGCACACAGUGGAUGACAGCUAUGGGCGGCAAGGAACCGAUUUACAUAAAUCCUGCACACAUCUCCAAGAAAGACGAUAACUUACUCAACGACAUCGGCUUCCUUUUUAUCAAGAAGUGUAUAGAGGCCAUUGAGAGUCGAGGUUUGGAAGACCAAGGCUUGUACAGAGUAGUCGGUGUUAACUCCAAAGUCAUGAGAUUAACUUCUCUCUGCCUUGCAGACAAGAGGAAGCCCACGAACGUCAAUUUGUCUGACUCAGGGGAAUGGGAAAUCAAGACUAUCACCAGCGCGUUGAAGAACUACUUCAGGAAUCUACCUGAGCCGCUGAUGUCGUUCAGUUUUCACGAUGAAUUUAUAGCUGCUGCAAAACAAGAGACGAAAACGUUACGUGUCAACGACAUCCACGCGCUAGUCCACAAACUAGCGGAACCCAAUUUUGAAAUGCUGGACCUUCUUAUAGCACACUUACGAAGAGUGGCAGACCACCACGAGACAAACCUGAUGACAGUGACCAACCUGGGCGUGUGCUUCGGCCCCACCCUGAUGAGGCCGGAGGAGGAGACGAUGAAAGCCAUCAUGGACAUCAAGUUCUCCAACAUUGUCAUUGAGAUACUCAUUAGGCACUAUGAAAAGAUUUUCAAGACGGCGCCUGACAGCGGUGGUAAGUCACAGUUCCGCAAUGUGGCCCUCUCCUCGGCCUCCAUGCUCUCCAACUCAACCGCCUCCUCUGUCUCCAGCGCCUCCACUGCGCAGAUGUCGCCCCGGAAUGGCAAGCAGCAGCAGCAGCCAGCACCCAAGACGGAACCCAUGCCCUCCCGGGGCUACCACACCCAGAUAUCUGCGGGCGGGCGGGACCAGUCGCCCAGACGAACAGGUGAGAAAGUCAGCCCACCGCCACGCCCCCUUACCGUCCCCAACCCCUCCUACUACACCUCCUCCCCGAUCGGCCGUGACGGUCGUCGCCGUUCAUCCCUCACCCUCCCUCCACCCACCUCCCCACCAGUCAGCAAACUGAUUGGCAAGUUUGGCCCUCCUAGAAGGAAGAGCAUUGACGACGAGUCGUUGGACUACGCCCCGAUGCGGCCUGCUCGAGGCAAUGCGUUGAGGAAAGGUAGGGUUGUGAGUGGCCAGGUGGAACAUAUCAAACCGUCCACCGCUGACCAAAACAAGGCCGGGAUUAGCCGCAAACCACCGGUUACUCAAAAACCAGAGCACUUAAUCCUAGCGCGGUCUAACUCUCAGAAUCGAGAUUUGCGGACCCCAUCCCCAAAAACCCCUGACGAGGGCUAUGUCAUCAUGAGCAUGGAUGAUUAUCCCUACGCCGAUGAAACUCCUCCACAAAGUCCGGGUUAUAACCCGAAAAAAAUGAGGAAAAAUGACAAACCAGACAAGAGAACUUCGGCAGCGGAUGUUGGGGUAGAAAAAGGUCUGCAGAUCGGGGCACGAGGAAUUGUGGGGAUAGGCACAGGACUGGGCCUUGAUAAGAGCGACAAAUUGUCCACCGAGAAAGAGAACACUGACAAAAAAGGAGAUAUAGGAAAGGGGGAAAGUCCAGGGGCGGCCAAGGGCCCAACAUCUCCAUUGAAAGGGGGCAUGAAGGGGGAAGGGUUGGGUAGUCCAAAGAAUGAGGGUAACUCUCCCCAAUCUAGCGAUGUUGUCUUGCGGAAGAAUGGCAGGAAAGCCAUGCCUCCAGUACUAUCGCGUGUCUCGGGCGUAUUCUGUGCCGAGCAAGCCGACGUUUGAAAUAAAAAACAAGAAAACAGUUUAAAAAUCUAUUAAAGAGAAACACAAAACGUUCAGCAAAAGGAUGUUUCCACAUUUUCAAGUUUUAGUAUUUUAGCACUCAAGGGACACUUGCAUAGAAAGCAUCCGCUACAGAUCUUUUUUUUUGAAAAUCCAUUAUUUGAUUUCGGUCAUUUCUGAAAAUCCAGAUGUACAUGUUUGUUUGUAAUUUGUCUUAUUUCCUCCCCCAAAAAGAACCAACCACUUUCACUUUUUUACUUUCAUUUCAAUUUCAUUCAUUUUGUGUCAAGUAUCCAAAAGAAACUCUCCCUCCUUUUUUCCCUCCCCUCAUGUCAACUUAACACUGGCGUAACUGUUUUGUUGACAUUGGUCUGACUUGUGCACAAAGUUGAUUUUAUUUUUGCAUGGUUUGUUUGAAUUGGUGUUGUUUUUUUUACCUGAAACGAUGCU